Schistocerca gregaria is the source of this 6429-nucleotide messenger RNA. Its product is annotated as sorting nexin-13-like. The record is from RefSeq and is a predicted model, not a curated record. Bases 468 to 4166 code for a protein of 1232 amino acids. NCBI's taxonomy places the organism in Eukaryota, Metazoa, Arthropoda, Insecta, Orthoptera, Acrididae. The transcript has 22 exons. Gene Ontology annotation, molecular function: phosphatidylinositol binding. Gene Ontology annotation, cellular component: early endosome.
GAUGACGCGGACUGGUGUGGGAGUUUAGCAGUUUACAUACUAACAUUUACUGUCGCAUGCGUUCGAUUAUACCUGUCUUCUAACAAAACACGUUCCAUUUCGUGCACCCAGCUAGAAAGAGUAUCCCGAACAGGUUUAAGGCUUAAAUAUCUGAUGUAAGGUGUGCUCCGCGUUGCUAUAGUUACGGCAGCUCUCCCUGUGACAGUGCCACCUAGCGCUGAAAUGUCGGAACUAGUCGUAGAGAUGCAGUGGCGUAUCAGCUGUCAAACGGAUGGCCGUCAUAUGUAAAUAUUAGGACCAGUUUAACUGUGUUACACUUCACAUCAUGUGGGUCAACUGAGCAUCUGGAGUUGAAACAGAAGAAUGGCGCCAUCACAUGACAGUACGCUGCGGAAGAUGGGUGAAAUGUGGAUUAAAGACUCGGGUCAGCUUUUGUCCAGCGAGUAAAAUACUGCAUUCCAAGUAACAUGGUUUCGGCCGCAGUCCUCGGCUGGGGCGGGCUGGUGCUGGCGCUCUGCCUGACGACGUUCGGCGUGUGGUGGUGCGCCACACUCGCCGUCUGUCUCGUCGUCUUCAUUGUCGGAGGCCUCACACUGCUCUACCUGCUGCACUGGGAGGCGACACUCAAGUACACGGCAGACCUGUACAGGAGGCGUUCGCACGACAUCCGGCCGGGGCUCUCCAGGGUGGUGUCGGCGUCACAGGCGGCGCAGAGGGAGCCUCCCCGGCUGGACCGGCGAAUCACGGGCGCGCAGGCGGUGGACGAGACACUGCAGGAGGUGCUGGCGCUGGUGCUGCGGGACUAUCUGCAGCCCUGGUAUAACCGCCUGAGUGCCGACGACGAGUUCCCGCGCGAGGUGCGCCGCACUGCUCAGCGCCUCGCCGUCAACUUCGCGGGCAGCUCUCCUCCUCGACCUGAAAUGACUGCCUCACUGGACAGGGUGAAGGAGGUGGACUGGAUCCCGUACCUUACGACGCGCCUGGUGGACGAUGCGGCGUCGCACCUGCGCCUCUUCCGGCAGGUGCGCGCAAAAGCCAAGCAGCAGCAGCAGCCGCCACCGUCAUCUGGCGUGGGCUCGGAGCCGGUGUCGCUGACGUCGCUGCCGAGUGGCGGUGGUGACGCGGCCUCUAAAUCUGGGGGCGCCUCGCCGGUGUGUGAACACCUUUCGGUGCCACCUUCCCAGCACCAACACGGCCACCGCCGCACCGGCUCGUCGGUGUCGCUGGGCGCGAACGCAACCCCCCAGGCCGGGGGCUCCGGCAGUGGAUCGCACUCCCCCCAGCAGCACCCGCAGUCACAUCCGCAUCCGCAGCCGGAGCUAGAGCCGCUCUUCUUCGACCUGGAGGUCACCAUGGAGGGGGGUGACCUGUGCCGCGACCUCGUCUGCACCGACCCGGAGUACGAGAAGCAGUUCUUGCGCGACCUGUCGGAGGUGGUGAUGUUCCUGCUGCUGCCUCCCGAGGACUUCCAAUGCAAGGCAUUGCGCUUCCUGCUGCGCGAGCUGCUCGUCUCCUCCGUCCUGCUGCCGCUGUUUGCGCUGUUCUCCGACCCGGACUACAUAAACCAGAUCAUCGUCUGGCUCGUGUGUAAGGAGAUCCCACUGACGAGUGAAGCCUUCCUCACUGCACUCCGCGUCACCGACAACCGCGACGAGCUGACGGCGACGAGGGAGAUUGUUGUGAGGGAGAUUGCACAGCUGAGGUCUCGCGACUCUGGCGGGGAGGACGACACGUGGGUGAAGCAGCAGCUGAGCUCCCUGCAGUACCUGCGGAAGGUUGUCGAUGCGCGCCUCCAACGCCUCAAAGACGGUGCCGACUCAGAUUCGGCCGGAUCGGAUGGGGUAGUUUGCACCCCGACGUGUGCCAGUGUGGACGGGAGCCUGGGCGUGCCCGUGCCCGUGCCCCCGGACUCGGGUUCGCCAGAAGGCCUGCCGGCGCAGCUGGACUGGGGGCGGCUGGUGCCCUCUGGGGGAGCCGGCGGGGUGCGGCUCUUUUCGCUGCCGCUGGACGUCGUGCUCAAGAACAACGUGGCACUCUCCUACUUCAUCGACUACAUGACCAGCAUCGGGGCACAGGCCUAUCUCUUCUUCUACCUGAAUGUCGAAGGUUGGAGAGUCUCGGCCGAGCAGCAGAUAUCUGACCUAGAGCUGCACAAGAUGGGAGCUGGCGUGACGGUGGCGGGAGCGGCGGCACCCUCCGUCGUGGUCGGAGGCGGCAGGAAGGUGGGCGACGCUCCACCCCCGACACACCAGCCCCCGCAGCCUGACAGCAUGCGUGAAGCGGCCUACAGCAUAUUCGAGCAGUACCUCUCUGAAAAGGCUUCUCCCCGGCUCCGCCUGGACGAGACGGUCGUGAGGAAGCUGCUCUUCCGCAUCCGCACGGAGGCGCCACACGAGACCUGGUUUGACGAGGCGCAGGCCGCCGUGUACGAGAAGCUGCAGACGGAGGAGCGCUUCCUGCCCGGGUUCCGGGCCUCGGUGGGCUACGUGCGGCUCCUGGCGGAGCUGGACCUGCUGAGGGAGCCGGGGUCGGGAGGUGCGGGCGGCGGCACCAGCGGGCACGGCCACGGUGACGACGAGGAGGACUCGGCCGAGAGCAGCCUCUCCGACAACGUCAGCCUCGCCAGCUUCGAGUCCGACUCCGCCACCGUCCCCGCGCCGGCGGCCGCAGCCGCCGCACUGCUGUCCGACCCGCUGGUGCUCCACGGUACAGGGUCCACGCUGUCUCUGCCCGGUCCACCCACGGCGACGUCGGGCAGCGACUGCGGCUCCGUUGCGUCGUCCGUGUCUUCGGCUGCUUCAGCUGCCGGCAGUCAGUUCCUCGCCGAGAAGAGGCAGGGUCCGUCUUCCCUCACCGCUGAGAUCAUCGAAACGGGCAUCGUAAAUGACCGCGGCAAGACGUACGGCAUCUACGCGGUGUCCGUGUCCCGGCGCUACGAGGUAACGGGCCACGUCGACAAGUGGCACGUCUACCGCCGGUACUCGGACUUCCACGAGCUGCACUCAAAGAUCAAGGACAAGUACGGGGACCUGGGCAAGUUGACGUUCCCCGGGAAGAAGACGUUCCACAACAUGGAGCGCGCCGUGCUGGAGAAGAGGAUGAAGAUGCUCAACGACUACCUGCAGAUUGUGAUGCAGCCCGGCGUGGUGGGCUCGCACCCGCAGCUGCGCGACCUGCUGGCCGCCUUCCUCGAGCAGGGGGACUAUGGCGGGGGCGGCGGCGGGGGUGGCGGGGGCAGCUCCGGCCUGGGCGUGGCACAGGUCUCCCAUGCGCUGGACAGCCUGGUGGUGAACCCGUUGAAGAACUCGAUGCGAUCGGUAGGCCAGGCAGUGCGCACAGUGCCCGACAACCUGCUCAGCACCGUGGACGGCGUCGUGGACGGGCUGAGUCGCGUUUUCGGCAGCAGCGCCACCUCCGGCAGCCUGUCGGGCUCUUCCCACGGCUCCGGGAGUGCCUCAUCUCUGGCGGGGGCGGCCGCGACACCCGCGCUGUGCGAGGCUACCAAGGUCGGCGCCUCUAUCGACACAGAGACGGCGGACAACAUCCCGCUGCGCAUCAUGCUGCUGCUGAUGGACGAGGUGUUCGACCUGAAGCAGCGCAACCAGUGGCUGCGGCGGCGCAUCGUGACGCUGCUGCGGCAGAUCAUCCGGACCAUGUUCGGCGACAUCGUCAACCGCCGCAUCCUCGACUACGUGCUGCUCAUGACCAGCCCGGACCAGGUGGCGGACUACCUGCGCGCCUUCAAGCAGGCGCUGUGGCCCAACGGGGCACGGGCGGAAGGGCGGCCGCCGCGCGAUGAGGCGACGCGCAGCCGCACUCGCGUGGCCGCCAAGGUGGCGCUGCUGUCCAGCCUGUCGGAUGAGCUGAAGCACAUAAUUGGGAGCGAGACGGCGCGGCGCGGGCUGCUGCGUGUGUUCGAGCUGUUCCAGAGGCCGGUGCUCAACCGGCGCCUGCUGCACGUGCUGCUGGAGGGAGUGCUGCGGACGCUCUUCCCAGACAACAACCUCGAGCAGGUUUUCCGGAGGCUACACUCACGGUCUCCACGUGUCCCUCGGCAGUCGUCAAGCGGUGGGCAGCUGAAGGGAGCAUCAAAGGGUGGCGGCGGGGGUGGAGCACCUCCGGAGCUGGGGUUGCGGGGGGAGGCGAUUGCCGCCCGGACUCGGUGAUAAGAGGGGUGCGUAGGAGCCCCGAGCUGUGGACCGGACGCUUCUGGGCGCAGGUCUAUUCCUGAUGCGUUUUCCCAAAAUUUUUCCAGUUCUGCAAUUGUUUCAAAAUGUACCCAUACGUCCAGUCAGUGAGAACUCUGUGGAGUUUAGUUACAGUUAGUACAAAUUGUGCAACGAUCUCGGCUACGGUGGGAAGUUUCUGAACUGACUGUAGAGUUUGUAGCGAGUGCAAGACUGAAUUCCCGGCGUCGCUCAGGACGCCGGUAGGGCUGUGACGGUUUGUCUUUCACGGGCAGCAUCGGAACGUGCUCAGUCUGCGAGGUGGUUUAGGGUUGGUCACGGGGUGGUGGCGGCUGGUAUAUGGAAUGGAAGUGUUGUGUAACAAAGUUGAAUUAGUGGCUUGUGAGUAUGUGGGAGAGUGUGAGGUUCCAGGUUGUGUGGUACUGGAGAAAGGAGAGUGGCGUAGAGCAAGUGGUGCAGAUUGAGCGCUGAAGCUUGCCUGAGUAACUGUGUGUUUGGUAUUAGUGGUCCGGAACUGUGAAGUAUUUAUUUUAGAGCUGCCUAAUAACUGAAAAUCAUGAAUGAGUGUUGUAUUGUAAAGUAAUUUAUUAUAGUCUUGCCACUGGUAACAAACUUUUCGUCAUUGAAGUGGCCUGCAAGUUCAGCAAUUUGUGUUAUGAAUGCUGUUGAGGGAAGCAUAUCACACUUCAAUUAAAAAUGGUAACAGAUGUUGUAUAUUUCUCACUUCGAUGUAAGUGAGUAAUUUUAUUGUGUAAAGAACUGUUUCCAGGAGACCAGUAAUGUUGUAUAUAAAAUUAUUCAACUGAAAAUAUGUACUAAUUAAUGUUAUGUUGUAGAAAUUGUUCCACAGAAAUUGUACAUAUUAUUAUUAUUAUUAUUAUUAUUAUUAUUAUUAUUUUUCUCUCGCACUACCUCCUUCCCCCAAAAUAACUAAUUCACCAUUCUCUCUCUCUCUCUCUCUCUCUCUCUCUCUCUCUCUCUCUCUCUCCUCUCUCUUCUCUCUCUCUCUGUCUGUCUGUCUGUGUGUGUCUGUGUCUGUGUGUCACACACACACACACACACACACACACACACACACACACACACACACACGCGCGUGUACCUCACUCCUUGAAAACUUCUACAAGUGUGGUUCUUGUGGGCGAUUCUAGCAUAAGUUUCUGGCAAACAAGUUUUUGUGUGCAUUGUUAUACUUGGCACCCCAAAAUAUGAUAAAGCAGCACAGUGCAUCUAAGUGAUUACAUGAAAUUUCUUCUAGGAGUAAUGCCUGUUUCUCAAAUUUUCUUCAGAAAUACAUUAUGGCCAACACACUCUGCAUAGUACAAGCACGUGCUGUGAUAACAGCUUUGGUCAGACGACUUUCUCACCCGAGAGUAAAUGGUUGUCCGAUCUAGUCAGCUCUGCGUGUCCAGAAAAUGAAAGCUUUGAGUUUGACAGUUCAAAAAAUAUAUAGGUUUUUACAUAGAGUUUGAAGAAUUACUGAAAAUCAUGCUUACAAGCAGUGCUGUUUAAAUGGUCUCCAUUUUAACUGGUACUUUUAAAAGAAAAUAAACAAAAAGUAAUGAAGUUACUGCUGGUGCCAAACUUAAAAAAUGAGUGUAGUAUAGUAUAAACUUGCACACAACUCUAGAAUUUUGUCAGCUGCUGUAAAUUAGAUUAUAAGUCUUCAAAGCACCAAACGUAAUUGAGUAGUGAGUUAUUGAUAUCUGUGUGUAUUACGUGUGAAUGCUUUUUGAGCAAGAGAAAAAGAGAUAUAUUUAUUUUUGUAUUGUUCUUUGUGUUUGUGGACUGCUUACCAAUUUAUGUUAUGGUCCUAAGCAGAGGAGACUAUGUUGUUUUUAAAUGGUGCUUAGCAAGUGAAAGUAUUAUUAGUUGUAAUUUUCUGUGAGAAGAAAAAUGAUAUUUAAUCUUACAAUCAGUGUGUGUAUUUGCAAAUGUAUGUGUGCUGUGUGAAGUUAAGCUCGUGGUACAGAUAAAUUACUGAGCACUAGACUGCCAAUGUAGGAUGUAGGGAUUAAAAAUAAUCAUUAUCCAUUUAAAUAUGUAUUCAGAACUCUGUCGGGGUCAAUUAAUUUGUCAGCCUGGGUGUAUUCUCAGGAGCAUUUCUCUGUGUGUUUUAUGUUGUUAGCAAAAAACCAGCUUUAGUGACUAUGCAAAUGUCGAUCAGUGACUGUUCAGUGUUUGCCAUUAAGGAACCGUGUCAUCGUGAGAAAUAAAGCAUGCGAAAAUUUUAUUUUCACAA